Nerophis lumbriciformis (worm pipefish) is the source of this 498-nucleotide messenger RNA. RefSeq names its product reactive oxygen species modulator 1 (gene romo1). NCBI's taxonomy places the organism in Eukaryota, Metazoa, Chordata, Actinopteri, Syngnathiformes, Syngnathidae. Gene Ontology annotation, cellular component: TIM23 mitochondrial import inner membrane translocase complex. Gene Ontology annotation, biological process: protein insertion into mitochondrial inner membrane; protein import into mitochondrial matrix. The record is from RefSeq and is a predicted model, not a curated record.
UCUUCCGGCUAUGGAGGUCUGACAGAAAGACAUUUAGAAAGCUCCUAAGCUCAAGUAGGCGUUUAUAACCCUUCAGCCGAGGACCAGCAAAGGAAGCUUGUUUGGAACAAAAAUUCAGUGACGAUGCCGGUUGCUGUCGGACCGUAUGGGCAGACCCAGCCCAGCUGUUUCGACCGGGUCAAGAUGGGCUUUAUGAUGGGCUUUGCCGUGGGAAUCGCUGCUGGUGCCAUGUUUGGUACUUUCUCGUGUAUCAGAAUCGGCAUGCGAGGACGGGAGCUCAUGGGAGGUGUGGGGAAGACCAUGAUGCAGAGCGGGGGGACGUUUGGCACCUUCAUGGCCAUUGGGAUGGGCAUCCGUUGCUGAGGACGACGAGGAGAAAGCCCUCUGUGCAAUCUAAAUACACCUAUGGGACUUUUACACUAGCAGCCACGUCGCGUGUCCACUCAUUCAUGUCACACCACCAUCUUGUUUCUUUCAUUAAAAGGAAGCCCAAAAGUA